AUGAAGCUCUCCGUUUGCCUCCUGCUUGCUGCCGCAAUUGCGCAUACUCACGGACAAGAAGAGGUUGAUCCAAGAUGCGCUAUCAGAUGCGCCUUCACGGGUGAUCGUAUCUGCGGUUCCAACAACGUGACGUACCCGAAUCGAUGUCUUCUGACUCUCGCAAACUGCGACAAUCCGGGAGAGGACAUCACCGUCGCCUCCGAAGGCGAGUGCGUCCGUAUCGAGUCGGAGCCAGUAGUUGCUCAGCUGCCUUCGAAGCCAACGGGUGGAAAAAGUGAGGCGGUCAUCUCGCUGCCUGCAGAUUGCGCCGAUGCGUGUCCGAUGAUGUUCGCACCUGUGUGUGGAUCAGACGGUGUCACUUACGCAAACAGUUGUCAGCUUGGAAUUGCUCGUUGUGAGAGCAAAGGGACCAUCACGCAGACGUCAGAAGGACAGUGCCCGGACCCCUCGUCUUCUGGUCCAGGGGAUGACUUCCGCAACUGCCCGGACUUGUGCGUCCAGACGUACGAGCCCGUGUGUGGCUCGGACGGCGUCACGCACAACAACAUUUGUAUGUUGCGUGCUGUCGCAUGCUACGAUCCCAGCAUCACUUUGGCUUACGAAGGGGCGUGUGAGGCUAUCGAGGACAGCUCCAAGUCGAACGAAACCAUGACGAAGCCCGGCAAAGACGUGGCAUCCUGUCCAGAUGUUUGUCCUGCCGUGUUCGCUCCUGUUUGCGGCUCCAACGACGUCACGUAUGGCAACGAGUGUGAGCUGGGCGUCGUAAGCUGCAACAAUCCCGGUUUACAGCUCACGAAAGUUUCUGACGGUGCUUGCUCAAACGAACAGCCUCAUCCGAACUGCUAA
This is a messenger RNA of Peronospora matthiolae, 846 nucleotides long. The record is from the annotation of a GenBank genome assembly. Lineage: Eukaryota; Oomycota; Peronosporomycetes; Peronosporales; Peronosporaceae.